Molecule: messenger RNA, 1686 nt
Organism: Pterocles gutturalis (yellow-throated sandgrouse)
Lineage: Eukaryota; Metazoa; Chordata; Aves; Pterocliformes; Pteroclidae
Gene: PATZ1
Product: POZ (BTB) and AT hook containing zinc finger 1
Exons: 6
Biological process (GO): regulation of cytokine production; regulation of immune system process; negative regulation of transcription by RNA polymerase II
Source: RefSeq, a predicted model, not a curated record
AUGCGCUCUGUGAUUGACAUCUGCCAGGAGGUCAUCAAGCAGUCCAAUGUGCAGAUCCUCGUGCCCCCCGCACGCCCCGACAUUAUGCUUUUCCGUCCGGGGGCUGCUGACCUUGGCUUCCCUCUUGACAUGACCAAUGGUGCCACUUUGGCACCCAAUGGCAACGGCAUUGCUGGUAUGCCUGAAGACGAGGCCACGCGGGCUGCACUUACUGCUGCGCAGUCCUCCCUACCUGUCCUGCAGGGUGUGGACCGCCUGCCGAUGGUGGCAGGACCUCUCUCCCCGCCACUGCUGGCCUCACCCUUCCAGAAUGUUGCUGCUAGUGCCCCCACUUUAGGCACCAAGAGGGGGAGAGGGCGUCCCCGUAAAGCUAAUCUCUUGGACUCCAUGAUGUUUGGUACCCCGGGGGGCCUGCGAGAGGCUGGUAUCCUGCCUUGUGGCCUCUGUGGGAAAGUAUUUACGGAUGCUAAUCGUCUUCGUCAGCAUGAGGCUCAACACGGGGUGACAAGCUUACAGCUGGGCUACAUAGACCUCCCACCCCCAAGACUGGGUGAAAAUGGUAUCCCUGGUCCGGAUGACCCCGAUGCACCCCGAAAAAGAAGCAGGACAAGGAAACAGGUGGCCUGUGAGAUCUGUGGCAAGAUUUUUCGGGACGUGUACCACCUGAAUCGGCACAAGCUGUCACACUCUGGCGAGAAGCCUUACUCUUGUCCAGUGUGUGGCUUACGGUUCAAGCGGAAAGACAGGAUGUCCUAUCACGUUCGAUCUCACGAUGGCUCUGUGGGAAAGCCGUACAUCUGCCAGAGCUGUGGAAAAGGCUUUUCCAGGCCAGACCACCUGAAUGGACACAUCAAACAGGUGCAUACCUCAGAGAGACCUCACAAGUGUCAGGAAAAUGGCAGCCACCAUGGAAUAAGCUCAGAGACAUCUACAUCCAUAGAAAAUUUGAAACUUCAAGAGACUUGUAAUGCUUCCUUUGCCACUCGUGACCGACUGCGCUCACACCUAGCAUGUCAUGAAGACAAAGUUCCGUGCCAGGUGUGUGGGAAGUACUUGCGAGCAGCAUAUAUGGCAGAUCAUUUGAAGAAACAUAGUGAAGGACCAAGCAAUUUCUGCGCUAUCUGUAACCGAGGUUUCUCCUCUGCCUCCUACUUAAAGGUCCAUGUUAAAACCCACCACGGUGUUCCCCUUCCCCAGGUCUCCAGGCACCAGGAGUCCAUCCCGAAUGGGGGAGCAGCGUUCCACUGCGUCAGGACCUAUGGCAUCAAAGGCCAGAAAUGUUCACAUUCGGACCCGAUUGAGAGUUCUGAUUCAUACGGAGACCUAUCUGACACCAGUGACCUCAAGACUCCUGAGAAACAGAGCACCAAUGGGUCCUUCUCGUGUGACAUGGCAGUCAGCAAAAACAAAAUGGAGACAGAAGGAGAGAAGAAGUACCCUUGCCCUGAAUGUGGCAGCUUUUUCAGAUCGAAGUCUUAUCUGAACAAACACAUACAGAAAGUUCACGUCAGGGCCCUGGGUGGCCCACUGGGGGACCUCGGUCCUGCUUUAGGAUCCCCCUUUUCACCCCAACAGAACAUGUCUCUCCUGGAGUCAUUUGGGUUUCAGAUCGUCCAGUCAGCAUUUGCAUCAUCCCUAGUGGAUCCAGAGGUCGACCAGCAACCAAUGGGGCCAGAGGGGAAAUGA